GCCCUGAACGCGGUCCCGCCCGGCGCCUUCCUUCGCGGAGCGGCGACCCGAGCGCGGCCAGGCCGAGCGCGCGGGAGCUCCCCGACGGCGCGCCGCGCCGCCCGCACCGCACCCGGCCCCGCCGGCUCCGGCCCCACACGGACCGCGAGGCCCCUCGGUCCCCGCUCUGUGCCCGCUGCGUCCGGCUCGGUCCCGCUCCGUCCCCGCUGCGCCCCCCGCUCUGUCCCCACUGCGCCCCACUCUGCCUCCACUGCGUCCCCGCUCCGUCCCCGCUCGGUUCCGGCAGUGUCCCCGCUCUGUCCCCCGCUCGGUCCCCGCAGUGUCCCCCGCUCGGUCCCCGCAGUGUCCUGCUGCGUCCCGCCCGCCGAUCCCCGGCGAUGCUGCGCGGCGCCGCCUGGGCGCUGCUCCUGGCCGCCGCCCUGGGGCUCGGGGUGCGCGGGGUGCGCGGCGCGGUGGCCCUCGCCGACUUCUACCCGUUCGGCACGGAGCGCGGCGACGCUGUCACCCCCAAGCAGGACGACGGCGGCUCGGGGCUGCAGCCGCUCUCCGUGCCCUUCCCGUUCUUCGGCGCCGAGCACUCCGGACUCUACGUGAACAAUAACGGAGUCGUCUCCUUCCUGAAGGAGGUCUCUCAGUUCACCCCCGCGGCCUUCCCCAUCGCCAAGGACCGCUGCGUGGUGGCAGCCUUCUGGGCAGACGUGGACAAUCGGCGUGCAGGUGACGUGUACUACAGGGAGGCCACUGACCCUGCCACGCUGCGCAGAGCCACAGAGGAUGUCAGGCGCUACUUCCCCGAGCUCCAGGACUUCUCCGCCACCUGGGUCUUCAUAGCCACCUGGCACCGUGUGACCUUCUUUGGAGGCAGCUCCUCUUCCCCCGUCAACACGUUCCAGACCGUGCUCAUCACUGACGGCAAGUUCUCCUUCACCAUCUUCAACUACGAGUCCAUCACGUGGACCACGGGCACACACGCCAGCAGCGGGGGUGACACCACUGGCCUGGGAGGGAUCGCGGCCCAGGCUGGCUUCAAUGCGGGUGACGGGCGGCGCUACUUCAGCAUCCCCGGCUCGCGCACCGCGGACAUGGUCGAGGUGGAGACCACCACCAACGUGGGCGUGCCCGGGCGCUGGGCGUUCAGAAUCGAUGAUGCCCAGGUGCGCGUGGGGGGCUGCGGCCAUACAACCUCCGUGUGCCUGGCCCUGCGUCCCUGCCUCAACGGCGGCAAGUGCAUUGACGACUGCAUCACGGGCAACCCCUCCUACAGCUGCUCCUGCCUCUCAGGCUUCACCGGGAGGCGGUGUCACCUGGAUGUUAACGAAUGUGCUUCCCAUCCAUGUCAGAACGGCGGGACCUGCACACACGGCAUCAACAGCUUCAGCUGCCGAUGCCCAGCCGGCUUCGGGGGGCCCACCUGUGAGACAGCACUGUCUCCGUGUGGCACCAGAGAGUGCGAGAACGGCGGGCGGUGCCAGGCGGAGAGCGGCUCGGCGGUGUGCCUGUGCCAGGCCGGCUACACGGGCACGGCCUGCGAGACGGACGUGGAUGAAUGUGCCUCGGGCCCGUGCCUGAAUGGAGGCUCGUGUGUGGACCUCGUGGGGAAUUUCACCUGCCUGUGCUCAGAGCCGUUCGCAGGACCUCGCUGCGAGACAGGAAGCCACCCAGUGCCCGACCCCUGCCUCUCAGCCCCUUGCCAGAACGGGGGCACCUGUGUGGAUGCAGAGGAGGGCUACGUGUGCGAAUGCCCCCAGGGCUUCACUGGCCUCGACUGCAGGGAGAGAACCCCUGAGCACUGUGGGUGCCGCAAUGGUGGCAGAUGCCUAGAGGCCAACACCACCCUCUGCCAGUGUCCGCCAGGGUUCUUUGGGCUCCUCUGUGAAUUUGAAGUCACAGCCACGCCCUGCAACAUGAACACGCAGUGCCCGGACGGGGGCUACUGCAUGGAGUACGGGGGGAGCUACCUCUGCGUCUGCCACACUGACCACAACGUCAGCCACUCACUGCCAUCACCCUGUGACUCGGACCCCUGCUUCAACGGAGGCUCCUGUGACGCCCAUGAGGACUCCUACACUUGCGAGUGCCCCCGAGGGUUCCAUGGCCGGCACUGCGAGAAAGCCCGGCCACGCCUGUGCAGCUCGGGGCCCUGCCGGAACGGGGGCACGUGCAAGGAGGCAGGCAGCGAGUACCACUGCAGCUGCCCCUACCGCUUCACCGGGAGGCACUGCGAGAUCGGGAAGCCGGACUCAUGUGCCUCGGGCCCCUGUCACAAUGGCGGCACCUGCUUUCACUACAUCGGCAAAUACAAGUGCGACUGUCCCCCAGGCUUCUCCGGGCGGCACUGCGAGAUAGCCCCGUCCCCCUGCUUCCGGAGCCCCUGCUCGAAUGGGGGUACCUGUGAGGACCUAGGCACAGAUUUCUCCUGCCGCUGCCGAGCAGGGUACAUGGGACGCCGGUGCCAGGCGGAGGUGGACUGCGGCCCCCCAGCGGAGGUGAAGCAUGCCACGCUGCGUUUUAACGGCACUCGGCUGGGCUCGGUGGCCCUGUACAAGUGUGACCACGGCUACAGCCUGAGCUCCCCCAACCACGUCCGAGUCUGCCAGCCACAGGGCGUCUGGAGCGAACCUCCACAGUGCCACGGUGAUCCGCGGGCCCUCCGGGGCAGGGUGGGCGGGUGGGUGGGCACAACCGGUGAGGUCCACAACCCCCUCGUCGGGGCCACCCAGAGGAGCACAGGAGCCACAGUUCUGACCCCGGUCCUCCCCUUCCUCCCUGCAAAGUCAGGUCACGACCCUGGUGGAGGCGGUGAUGACUGUUCGCGAAGGGCCUCCCUGUCCUCAAAGCGAGGUGUCCAACUCAUAUGCCUACUGUGCUUAGCACACUUAUACCAGGAGGGCCCAUGUAGGGCCACGCAGCCUCCUAUCCUGUCUCUGCAGAGACAGACAAGUGCCCCUGUCUCUGCAGAGACAGAUGAGUGCCAAAUGCAGCCUUGCAGAAAUGGAGGCUCCUGCAGGGACCUCCCGGGGGCCUUUGUCUGCCAGUGCCCCGCAGGCUUCACUGGAGUCCACUGCGAGACAGAGGUGGAUGCCUGCGACUCCAGCCCCUGCCAGCACGGAGGCCGGUGUGAGAACGGUGGCGGGGCCUACCUGUGCGUCUGCCCAGAGGGCUUCUUCGGCUACCACUGCGAGACAGUGAGCGACCCCUGCUUCUCCAGCCCCUGUGGGGGCCGCGGCUACUGCCUGGCCAGCAACGGGUCCCACAGCUGCACCUGCAAAGUGGGCUACACGGGCAAGGAUUGCGCCAAAGAGCUCUUCCCGCCAACGGCCCUCAAGGUGGAGCGAGUGGAGGAGAGUGGGGUGUCCAUCUCCUGGCGUCCACCUGAAGGUCAGGCCGCCAGGCAGAUGCUUGACGGCUACGCGGUCACCUACGCCUCCUCGGACGGUGCCUACCGCCGCACAGAUUUCGUGGACCGGAGCCGCUCCUCGCACCAGCUCCGGGCCCUGGCAGCCGGCAGAGCCUACAACAUCUCCGUGUUCUCCGUCAAGCGCAACGCCAACAACAAGAAUGACAUCAGCAGGCCGGUGCUGCUCCUCACCCGCACACGACCCCGCCCUGUUGAGGGCCUUGAGGUCACCAACGUGACAGCCAGCACCAUCUCAGUGCGGUGGGCUCUGCACAGGAUCCGUCACGCAACUGUCAGCGGCGUUCGUGUGUCCAUCCGGCAUCCCGAGGCCCAGGAGGACCAGUCCACCGAUAUGGACAAGAGCGUGGACAAGUUCACGUUCGGGGCCCUGCUGCCAGGAAGGAGAUACACCAUCCACGUGACUGCCCUCAGUGGGCUCGGGGGACAGGAGCCUCCCACCGAGAGCCUGGCCUCGGCCCCGCUGCACGUGUGGACGCGGCCCCUGCCACCAGCAAACCUGACCGCCGCCAGAGUCACGGCCACCUCUGCCCACGUGGUCUGGGACACCCCCACUCCAAGUACCUUGCUGGAAGCAUACGUCAUCAAUGUGACCACCAGCCAGAGCACCAAAAGCCGCUACGUUCCCAACGGAAGGCUGACGUCCUACACGGUGAGGGACCUGCUGCCAGGGCGGCGGUACCAGCUCUCGGUGACAGCCGUGCAGAGCGCAGAGGGCGACCAACUGCACAGCGAGCCUGCUCACCUCUACAUCAUCACCUCCCCAAGGGACGGCGCUGACAGACGCUGGCACAGGGAGGGACUCCAUCCACGGGUGCUCAGAAACAGACCGCCCCCCGUGCGCCUGCCGGAGCACCUGCUCAGUGACCGUGACGACCCCGAAGCUCAGACCCCGGCCCCCAGGUUCUCGGAGCUUGUGGACGGCAGAGGGCGAGUGAGUGCCAAGUUCAGUGGCUCACCUGGCAAAUCGGUCACCGUGAGAUCACAACCCACGGCUCUGGCGCAGCUCGAGAACACGGAGGAGGCCCCCAAGCAGGCGCCUGAGCAGGUCGGCCUGGCCCUCCAGCUCCCUGAACGCAGCAGCGACAAGGACACGGAAAACACUCCUGGGAACUGUUCAGAAAACCCCUGUCAGAACGGAGGCACCUGCGUGCCAGGUGUGGACACCCACAGCUGUGACUGCAGCCCAGGGUUCAAAGGCAGACGCUGUGAGCUGGCCUGCACCAAGGUGCCGCAGCCCUGCACUAGGCUCUUCUCCGAGACCAAGGCCGUGCCCGUCUGGGAAGGAGGAGCCUGCCACCACGUGUAUAAGAGAGUCUACAAGGUGCACCAGGACAUCUGCUUCAAAGAGAGCUGUGAAAGCACGAGCGUCAAGAAAACCCCGAACAGGAAACAAAGUAACAACAGUCCGACACUGAAGAAAUCUUAGGUACAGGAUUCAGGACGUCCUUGUUACACUCCUUCAACCUCGCGAGCUUCCAGAGCCCAGAAAGACGGGGCUAAAAGUGGACUGAGACGGGCGCCUGAGACAUCAGGUCCUGGCUAGCGCCCGUCCCCUCUGCAGCUUCCCUCCCCCGCCUCUACGAGACAGACGGCCAAGGCCACGCCAGGGACGCCCUCUGGGCUGAGUCACCUCCAGGCUCCGCGACGCUUCUAGCAGCCCGUGCUGUAAGCCCGGCUGCCGUUUCCUACGGGGACAGCCCAGGCAUCGGCCUGGAUAAGCGAGGCAGCCAGCCAGGAACGCUCCUGCGACAUCCAGACACCGGCUCUGGGACUCCGAGGUCGGGGGGGGGAGGGGGGGGGCAGUUCUCCCCCGGAGACCUCACAGUCACGCUGAGGACGAGCCGCUCUCAAGCCCCCCAGGCAGAGCCGGCGGUACCGGGAAGGGGCCGCGAUGAGGCGCCACGGCGAGGGAAGCCGAGGGCUGGGCGCCCGCCGGACCCUCCUCCACCAUCGCCCCCGCUCGUCUGCUGCAGGCGCGACCCGGCACCCGGUCCAGCAGAUUGGAAAGAGAAAGUACAAUAAAUACGAAGAUGGGGUUUACACACUUCCAGCCUCCAACCCUUUCCCAAACAGUGACUAUUUCUGGCUCCGUGGACCAGACGGUCUCCGCGGCAACGACUCAGCUCCGCGUUCACAGCAGCGCUGCCACAGACGUGUGACCGGACGGGUGUGGCUGUGAUCCAGUAAGACCUCAUCUACCCACUUGGCUAAGCCCCGCUCGAUCAGGUCACCCAGGCCUCAGCCUCGCGCAGAGAAAGCCACGCCCCGAUGACGCACCUCGGCAGCAAAGACCCCGGAGCUGCACGGAAGCCCCGUGCGAGCCCCCCAACUCGGGAAGCAGAGGGGGUACCCACGGCGCACAGCAGGGGCUCCUUCCUCCUCUCGGGCCCGGUGCCACGGAGACCCGACCGUGCCGGAGAUGCUCAGCCCGUGCCUUGAGCGACACUGCUGUAGGCGGUCGGCUCGCGGCUGUUCACACACUUCCGCCUCUGCAAGCAGGGGGCCGCGCAGCCUCGCCACAUAUGCCUUCCAGAGUCUUCUACCAGCAGUCUUCUCCCUGCGGAGGCCCAAACCAAGCAAGCCAACCCACCUCGAGUCGCAUACAUUUUAGGAGCCGACCCAACCUGAACUCGAGCCCCUGGGCGCCUCCCACGGACACUGCCCCAAGUCAGCAUUCCAGCACAGAGAGGGCUCCUUCCUGUCUUUUCUAAAAACACUUUUUUGAAGAGUUAGAGUAUAUUUUAGGCUUUUUGUUUUCAUUAAAAUUUUGUGUGCAUA
Panthera uncia (snow leopard) is the source of this 6196-nucleotide messenger RNA. It is a transcript of the gene SNED1, whose product is annotated as sushi, nidogen and EGF like domains 1. Lineage: Eukaryota; Metazoa; Chordata; Mammalia; Carnivora; Felidae. Bases 378 to 4844 code for a protein of 1488 amino acids. Gene Ontology annotation, cellular component: protein-containing complex; plasma membrane. Gene Ontology annotation, molecular function: calcium ion binding; protein binding. Gene Ontology annotation, biological process: establishment or maintenance of epithelial cell apical/basal polarity; cell-matrix adhesion; heterophilic cell-cell adhesion. The transcript has 32 exons. The record is from RefSeq and is a predicted model, not a curated record.